Messenger RNA from Rhagoletis pomonella (apple maggot), 1457 nucleotides. RefSeq names its product ras-related protein rab7 (gene Rab7). The transcript is spliced from 6 exons. Gene Ontology annotation, molecular function: GTP binding; GTPase activity. The coding region runs from base 321 to 947 and encodes 208 amino acids. Gene Ontology annotation, biological process: endosome to lysosome transport; phagosome-lysosome fusion. The record is from RefSeq and is a predicted model, not a curated record. NCBI's taxonomy places the organism in Eukaryota, Metazoa, Arthropoda, Insecta, Diptera, Tephritidae. Gene Ontology annotation, cellular component: phagocytic vesicle; lysosome; late endosome.
CACAGCCAUUUUAUUUUAUUGGCUUGGCGUUUUGCAUAAAUAAAAGGUUUAAUUAGUUCAACGAUUUGUUUUCGCCCAUUUAUUGGAAAUAAACUGAAAAUAGUGCUGACAUAUCAAAUGCCAAUGGUUUGUCAUCGUCAUCGCAAAAAUAAGAAAAGCGAUCACCAUUGAAAAAAAGUGCCUACCUACGCAUUGAACAAAUUAAAGUGUUUUGCUUUGAAAAGGGCAACGUAAUUAAAAACAAGCUUAUCAACGAAACGAUACUCACAUAGUCCACUGCAGAUUAAAGCUUGACAGUAAUCACAACGAAGUAAGCAGCUAUGGCAUCGCGCAAAAAGUCUUUGCUGAAAGUAAUCAUUCUGGGCGAUAGUAGCGUCGGCAAGACAUCACUCAUGAACCAAUAUAUAAAUAAACGUUUCUCAAAUCAAUACAAGGCAACGAUCGGCGCUGAUUUCUGUACAAAAGAAAUAAUUGCUGAUGACCGAGUAGUCACAAUGCAAAUUUGGGAUACUGCUGGACAAGAACGUUUUCAAUCCCUGGGCGUGGCAUUUUAUCGUGGCGCUGAUUGUUGCGUACUCGUCUAUGAUGUCACAUCGCCAAACUCGUUUAAAAAUUUAGACUCGUGGCGCGAUGAAUUCUUGAUACAGGCCAGUCCCAGAGAUCCUGACCACUUUCCCUUCGUUGUGCUGGGCAAUAAGGUUGAUAUGGAUAAUCGACAGGUAUCGACGCGACGUGCUCAACAGUGGUGUCAGUCCAAAAACGAUUUGCCAUACUUUGAAACAUCCGCAAAGGACGGCACUAACGUUGAAUUGGCAUUCCAAACAAUUGCCAAGAAUGCGCUUGCUCAGGAAGCCGAGGUUGAGCUAUACAAUGAAUUUCCUGAUCAAAUCCGCCUUAAUACCGAUCGUAACAGUCGCAAUGGUAAUGCUGAUAACUGCCAGUGCUAAUGUAAUUACAGCAAAAAUUAUAUUAGGCCCACCGGCAAGGAUAUGAAAUGGUGAAAUGACCGCAAGUGAAAAAAUAAAUAAAUUCAAAACGCGAUAGCGGCUAUAGAUAAAAUUGCGAACAGCAAAUGGCGCAAAUAGAGAUGCAAUUGGAUUAGUAGUGAAAAAAAAACACAGAACGAAAAUACCUAAAAAACAUAUAUUUGCAUAGUUUCGCAACUAAACGUAAUUUAAAUAUACUUAUAAAUAUAAAUAUUAAAAUAAUACUACACACAAUUAUACAUAUAUGAUGAACGAUAAUAUGAUACAUAAUGCAAAAUGUUAUACAUUAAGUAAAACAAUUUACCAAGCGCAUUACAUUUAACAAUAAAUUUAAAAAAGUAAAUGCAGUUUUUUUAAGCCGAUCAAAACAACACUAAUGAACAGGAGAAAUAAUUUUUCUCCGCGUUAAACUCUCGCCAAACUGGAAUCUGUAGUAAAUGUAAUAAAUAACACAUUUUUCUGGCCUUGAAA